AUGGACUCCUCCACGCCAUAUCAAGGUACCCGAUCCGUCUGCAGAGACCGGAAAAACCACCAACAAUACAACAGCGUCCACCUCGACCCCAGAUACAGUGACCUGACUACCGUGUGCGAAGAUGAUAAAUACGCUGUGCACAAAUGCACAGUCCGCCCACGAUCAGCCUUCUUUGCCAAAAACAUAAGAGCCACUUCCAUCAAAGGGAUGACUGAGCAUCUCUAUCACCUAGACUACAAGGUGCCACUUCACUGUCUAGAAACAGACGUCCUCACUCGGCUAGACAACUACACAUCGGACACGGACACGGACACCACGCAGACCCCCAGUGAACCAGUUGAAGAUCCGGCGAAUAGGGUUGAUCUUAUAUUGGUACACAUAUUGAUGUACACUCCCACAGGCCGAAUAUUAAUUGAGGGGAUGAAGGAGCCUUCAAAGGAUGAUCAAGGUCUGCGAGACAUGGUUAUUAAAAUACCCAUGGAUAAUUCCAAGGAGCUGAAAACAGCGCAAGUGGCACCCUCGGCUUUCCCAGAGAGCUUGGUGAGAUCUACCCCACAAUAUGCGUCUGACUCGGCCGUGGUAAUUAUAGAAAGGACGGUAUCCAACUGGCAAAGCUAUGAAAUGUGCAGGACAGACUGGAACGAAGACUACUAG
Messenger RNA from Penicillium robsamsonii, 654 nucleotides. RefSeq lists its product as uncharacterized. Lineage: Eukaryota; Fungi; Ascomycota; Eurotiomycetes; Eurotiales; Aspergillaceae. Bases 1 to 654 code for a protein of 217 amino acids. The record is from RefSeq and is a predicted model, not a curated record. The transcript is spliced from 2 exons.